GCACCGUCUCUGGAGGAUUUCAGCCACUUACCACCUGAGCAGAGGAGGAAGAAACUGCAGCAGAAGAUCGAUGAACUCAACAAGGAGCUCCAGAAAGAAACGGAUCAGAGGGACGCUUUGAAUAAGAUGAAGGAUGUGUACGAGAAGAAUUCUCAGAUGGGCGACCCCAACAGCCUGCAGCCGAAGAUUUCUGAAACCAUGUCUAACAUCCAGAGGCUGCGCUCCGAAAUCCACCGAAAUGAGAGCUGGCUGUCUGAAGUGGAGGGAAAGCAGAGCUCCAGAGGAGACAGGAGACACAGCACAGACAACCAUCAACAAACUCCUCACGGCAGAGAGAGUCCUGAGGGCAGUUACACAGACGACACCAGCCAGGAGCAUCACACGCCUCUCCACCAUCCCAGCCCUGCUCAUUCGGGACAUCCAAACCACGACCCUCAAGAGUUUGACGACGAAUUUGAUGACGACGACCCACUGCCUGUUAUCGGACACUGCAAAGCGAUGUACUCGUUUGAUGGGAAGGAUGAGGGGACACUGAUGAUGGCGGAGAAUGAGGUUCUGUACAUCAUCGAGGAGGAUAAAGGGGAUGGCUGGACGCGGGCCAGGAAGCAGAGCGGGGAGGAAGGCUACAUUCCCACCUCCUACAUAGAAAUCACGAUAGAGAGACACAGUAAAG
This is a messenger RNA of Nematolebias whitei (Rio pearlfish), 673 nucleotides long. Its product is annotated as formin-binding protein 1-like. The record is from RefSeq and is a predicted model, not a curated record. Gene Ontology annotation, molecular function: protein binding. Gene Ontology annotation, biological process: signal transduction. Lineage: Eukaryota; Metazoa; Chordata; Actinopteri; Cyprinodontiformes; Rivulidae.